Messenger RNA from Hyposmocoma kahamanoa, 1039 nucleotides. RefSeq lists its product as uncharacterized. Lineage: Eukaryota; Metazoa; Arthropoda; Insecta; Lepidoptera; Cosmopterigidae. The record is from RefSeq and is a predicted model, not a curated record. The coding region runs from base 67 to 996 and encodes 309 amino acids. The transcript is spliced from 2 exons.
GAAUUCGCCAUGCGAUGUUUUCCUUGUGAAUCAGUGAAAUAAUUUAAAUCUUAUAAAAUCCAAAGCAUGAUUAUGGAGCCGACAAUGUCUAAAAUUUCGAACAGGCUAAUUGCUGCCAUAGCGAUAAGUACACACGCAAGCAAACUACGUCGUCCCAUUUACAUAACCUCACGCGAUUACUGUGAUAGUAAAUCCAUUUAUGAGCGCUUAGAACAAGGAAAACUGCCACGCGUGGUACACGGGCAGGAAUACCCUGAAUGGAGGAAGCCUUGGAUAGAGCGAGACGGCGAAUGGAAAACAAAAUUAGCAGUAUUCACGGAUAAGAAUCCGAGCACGGAAAUACUGAAUGCAAUGCAAAAAUUACCCAAUCUUGAUGUUCAGGCGGUGAAAGAUUGGUGGGCGGAGAUGAAAGAAGUGCAAGAGAUACACAAUCAAAAGUAUCUGCCUGAAAGAGUGGCUGUGUUGGGAACUAACUUGGCUGCUAUGCACUUCUUCAUCUACCGACAUUGUGCCAUCAGAUUGAAAGAUUCCAAAAUAUGGAUGACUGGUUUUAUGCCGCAGCUUAAGUUGCCUGAUAAAUAUGUAGAUGGAUACUAUGUAGAAGCUGUGGACUGCUCCAAAUUUCACCACAAUGGCAUUCGUUAUGAAGGACUUCAAAACUUAAGCGGUUUGAACUUUCUAAAGUGGCUAUCUCUGAAGAAUAACAAGCACAUUGAUGUGUGGUGUCUAGAUAGAAUAGCUGGCCAGAAUGGAAAUACUUUGGAGUACUUAGAUAUUACUGGCAUGCAAUUAACAGCUGAGGCUGUGUUUGCAUUAAGUAGAAUGCCAGCUCUCAAAGUUGUCCGUAUAACGGAUCCAGGUGAUAAUAUUGAUGUACAAGCUGCUCUAUCCAUUCUUGAAAGUGAAAACUCUAAUCUGACCAUAAAAGCUGAAUUUCCAGAAGUAAACAAAUCAUUAUUACCUGAACAUGCUGAACCUAAAAAAGAAGAAUUUUGAACAGUAACCAAAACCAAAAAUCAAGGAACCAGUGCUUUACCUU